UUGCCGCCUGUAACAGUGUUUCACAGAGAGAAACUGUUGAGUUGUGAAGACUGGAGCCACACUGACAGUAUAAUGGAUCUAAAAGACUAUUACCUGUUGGGUGCCCUGCUUGCCUGCAUAUGGCUGGAUCCCUCGAUAGCUCAAGAACUUAUCUACCCCAUCAGAGAGGAAUUGCAAGAAAAUGUUCUCAUCGGAAAUAUACCAAAGGACCUAAACAUUUCCCAUACAAAUGCUGCCACUGGAGCAAGUGCUAAUCUUGUGUACCGGCUUGUCUCCAAAGCUGGAGACAACCCACUGGUCCGUGUUCUGAGUAGCACUGGAGAGAUAUUCACAACAUCAAACCGAAUCGACAGAGAGAAGUUGUGCCCCGGUCCCUCUUUUGAAGAGAGCGAGUGCUCCUUUGAAAUUGAAGUGGUCAUACUGCCUAAUGAUUAUUUCAGGCUGAUUAAGAUAAAAAUAAUCGUCAAAGACACAAAUGAUAAUGCCCCCAUGUUCCCAUCCCCUGUGAUCAACAUCUCUAUCCCAGAAAACACCCUCAUUAACAGCCGCUUUGCUAUUCCUUCUGCCACCGACCCAGACACCGGACCCAACAGUGUUCACAAAUAUGAGUUGAUCAAUGGGCAGAGUGCCUUUGGAUUAGACAUAGUAGAAACGCCUGAGGGGGAGAAGUGGCCCCAGCUCAUUGUGCAGCAGAAUCUGGACAGAGAGCAAAAGGACACAUAUGUGAUGAAGAUUAAAGUAGAGGAUGGCGGCAGUCCACAGAAAUCCAGCACUGCCAUUCUUCAGGUUACUGUAACAGAUGUCAACGAUAACAAGCCAGCAUUCAAAGAGAAUCAAAUUGAGGUGCACAUACCAGAGAACUCCCCGAUUGGCACGUCCGUUGUGCAGCUCCAGGCCACAGAUGCAGACAUAGGGGCAAAUGCAGAAAUACAUUAUGUAUUCGGGACUCAGGUGUCUCCUGCUACAAAAAGACUCUUUGCAAUAAACACAACAUCUGGCCUAAUUACAGUGCAGAGACCUUUGGACAGGGAGGAGACCGCUAUUCAUAAGGUUUCCGUUUUAGCCAGUGAUGGGAGCUCAAGUCCAGCCAGAGCGACUGUUACCAUAAAUGUGACUGACGUUAAUGACAAUCCACCCAAUAUUGACCUGAGAUACAUAAUCAGUCCCAUUAAUGGCACCGUUUUCCUCUCGGAGAAGGAUCCUAUCAACACCAAGAUAGCUUUGAUCACAGUGUCGGACAAAGACACUGACAUCAACGGCAAGGUCAUUUGUUUCAUAGAGAAAGACGUGCCUUUCCAUCUCAAAGCUGUGUAUGAUAACCAGUAUCUGCUGGAGACAUCUGCGUUACUGGACUAUGAAGGGACAAAAGAGUACAACUUUAAGAUUGUAGCUUCUGAUUCCGGAAAACCAAGCCUGAAUCAAACGGCCCUGGUGAGAGUGAGGCUUGCAGAUGAGAACGACAACCCACCUAUUUUUACUCAACCAGUCAUUGAGCUGGCCGUCAUGGAGAACAACAAGCGUGACCUAUUCCUCACGACUCUCAGCGCUACAGACGAGGACAGCGGCAAGAAUGCUGAUAUAGUGUAUCAGCUGGGACCAAAUGCAUCAUUUUUCGAUUUGGACCGUAAAACAGGCGUCCUGACUGCCUCCAGGGUUUUCGAUAGGGAGGACCAGGACAGGUUCCUCUUUACUGUGACUGCAAGAGACAACGGAACGCCCCCCCUGCAAACACAGGCAGCUGUUAUCGUAACUGUGCUGGAUGAAAAUGAUAACAAUCCUAAAUUCACUCAUAACCACUUUCAGUUCUUUGUGUCAGAAAAUCUGCCUAAAUACAGCACUGUGGGGGUGAUAACUGUGACAGAUUCAGAUGCAGGGGAAAAUGCUGCUGUCUCGCUCUCUAUACUGAAUGACAAUGAGAACUUUAUACUAGAUCCAUACUCCGGGGUGAUAAAAUCUAAUGUGUCAUUUGACAGGGAGCAACAGAGCUCCUACACCUUUGAUGUUAGGGCUGUGGACAGCGGCAGGCCUCCUUGCUCCUCAGCUGCCAAGGUGACCAUCAACGUCAUCGAUGUGAACGACAACACCCCGAUUGUCAUCUACCCCCCUUCCAACACAUCUUUCAAGCUAGUGCCUCUCUCCUCUAUUCCGGGAUCCGUGGUGGCAGAGGUGUUUGCUGUGGAUGGUGAUACGGGGAUGAACGCAGAACUGAAAUACACCAUCGUCAGUGGUAACAACAAGGGUUUGUUCAGAAUCGACCCUGUCACCGGAAAUAUUACCCUGGAAGAAAAACCAACGGUAACUGACAUAGGCUUACACAGAUUAGUAGUCAACAUUAGUGACCUGGGCUAUCCAAAAUCCCUCCACACCCUUGUCCUGGUAUAUUUAUAUGUCAAUGACACUGUGGGCAACUCAUCUCUCAUAUACGAUCUCAUCCGGCGUACAAUGGAGACCCCGAUUGACCGAAACAUUGGUGAAAGCAGUGAAACUUAUCAAAACGGUGACUAUUUAACCAUAAUGAUAGCCUUUGUCACUGGCGCCUUAGUGGUGAUUAUUGUCAUCUUUGUGACGGUGCUGCUGCGCUGUCGCCACGCUUCCAGGUUCAAAGCUGCACAGAGGAAAAAACAGGGGGCUGAGUGGAUGUCACCCAACACGGAAAACAAACAGAACAAGAAGAAAAAGCGCAAGAAAAGGAAGUCCCCCAAAAGCUCUCUGCUCAACUUCGUCACUAUCGAGGGGAACAAACCUGACGACCCAGCCCACGAGCCUAUAAACGGAACCAUCAGUCUGCCUACAGAGAUGGAAGAGCAAGGGAUUGGUCGCUUUGAUUGGAAUGCCACACCCACCACAACCUUCAAACCUAGCAGCCCUGACCUGGCUCGCCACUACAAAUCUGCCUCGCCGCAAUCAGCCUUCCACCUCAAGGCGGACACGCCGGUAUCAGUGAAGAAGCAUCACGUGAUUCAGGAACUCCCAUUGGAUAACACAUUUGUUGGAGGCUGUGACACCCUUUCGAAGCGAUCCUCCACCAGCUCCGAUCACUUCAGUGCCUCAGAGUGCAGCUCCCAAGGAGGGUUCAAGACCAAGGGGCCCAUGCACACCAGACAGCAGGUAAAGGAGCACUUUUACUGGUCUAUAAGUACUGCCUAUAACUGCCCUGUUCCACAGUGCUGA
Menidia menidia (Atlantic silverside) is the source of this 3171-nucleotide messenger RNA. The record is from the annotation of a GenBank genome assembly. NCBI's taxonomy places the organism in Eukaryota, Metazoa, Chordata, Actinopteri, Atheriniformes, Atherinopsidae.